Pseudoliparis swirei is the source of this 7142-nucleotide messenger RNA. RefSeq names its product TUB like protein 4b (gene tulp4b). The record is from RefSeq and is a predicted model, not a curated record. The transcript has 15 exons. Lineage: Eukaryota; Metazoa; Chordata; Actinopteri; Perciformes; Liparidae. Gene Ontology annotation, molecular function: protein binding. The coding region runs from base 64 to 5538 and encodes 1824 amino acids.
CUUCAAUGCAUCACCAGCUGAAUGGAAAUAUGGACUCUAGCUAUGGAGGAUUUUUAACUCAACAUGUCCAGGAACUAUGAGCCCGGCCACUCAGUAGGGAUGCUGGCCGCCGUGGAACACGGCCCCAUCCUCUGCAGCGACUCCAACAUCCUGUGCCUGUCGUGGAAAGGCCGGGUGCCCAAGAGCGAGAAGGACAAGCCCGUGUGCCGGCGGCGGUACUACGAGGAGGGCUGGCUGGCCACGGGCAACGGGAGGGGGGUUGUCGGGGUCACGUUUACGUCCAGCCACUGCAGGAGGGACAGGAGCACGCCGCAGAGGAUCAACUUUAAUCUGCGGGGACACAACAGCGAGGUUGUGCUGGUGCGUUGGAAUGAACCCUUUCAGAAGCUCGCCACCUGCGACAUGGAGGGAGGUAUUUUUGUGUGGAUCCAGUAUGAAGGACGAUGGUCUGUGGAGCUGGUGAACGACAGAGGAGCCCAGGUGAGUGACUUCACCUGGUCACACGACGGCACUCAAGCUCUCAUUGCGUACCGGGACGGCUUCGUGUUGGUGGGCUCGGUCAGCGGCCAGAGGCACUGGUCCUCGGAGAUCAACCUGGAGAGUCAGAUCAGCUGCGGCAUCUGGACGCCCGACGAUCAGCAGGUCUUGUUCGGUACUGCGGACGGUCAGGUGAUCGUGAUGGACUGUCACGGGCGAAUGCUCGCCCACGUUCUGCUGCACGAGUCCGAUGGGAUCGUGAGCAUGUCCUGGAACUGCCCCGACUUCCUGGUGGAGGACAGCACGGAGAGCGACGCCGACUCCGACGACAACGUUCUGCCUCUAGUGCGGAGAGUCAAGCCUUUGUUGACAGUCACCUUCUUAUCGGGAGAUAUCAGCUUAAUGAGUAACUACGACGACCUCUCGCCCGCCGUGAUCCGCUCGGGGCUGAAAGAUGUUGAGGCCCAGUGGUGCUCCCAGGGAGACCUCCUGGCCGUGGCCGGCAUGGAGAGACACGGGCCGCCCGUCGACUCCGCCUGCUCCUCCUUCACCAGGAACGCCCUCGUUAAGUUCUACAACGUCCAGGGAGAGCACAUCUACACCUUGGAAACGCCGGCGCAGAGACCCAUCACCACCAUCUGUUGGGGUCACAGAGACUCCCGUCUGUUCCUGGCGUGUGGACCAGCGCUGUACGUGGUGCGCGUGGAGCACCGGGUGGCCAGCCUGCAGCUCUUAUGCCAGCAGGGCAUCGCCAGCGCCCUGCGGGAGGAGAAGGACGUGGGGAAGCUGAACAUGCCCUCGCUGCUCUGCUCCUACGUCACCACCGCUUUCAUACCCACCAUCAAGCCCCCGAUCCCGGACCCCAACAACAUCCGUGACUUUGUGAGCUAUCCCACCGCCGGCAACGAGAGGCUCCACUGCACCAUGAAGAGGGCGGAGGACAGCCCCGAGACGGGCGGACCCUGCUAUACUCUGUACCUGGAGUACUUAGGAGGGCUGGUGCCCAUCCUCAAAGGAAGGCGCAUCAGUAAAUUAAGGCCCGAGUUCGUCAUCAUGGAUCCAAAGAUGGACAGCAAAGCAGACGAGGUGUGUGUCAACCCCAUGAUCUCGUACACUGACAGCUGCAACUGCUCCGACUCAAGCGACAUCGAGUUGAGCGACGAGUGGGUCGGCAAGAAGUCGCCAAAGUUAUCCCGAGGAAACCGGUCGACAAGGAUGAACUUGGAGUCGAGAAAAUCGCCCAAACUCUUGCGCGUCAACCAGGAAGGCCAACGGUCACCACGCCUACCGACGAAGAAGCCUCCGGUUCGGUCUCCCAGUCUGACGCGUCGAGAGUUUUCUAUGGAUGGGAUCACCGAGCACAACUACCUCGCUCAAGUCACAUCCAACAUUUGGGGGACAAAAUUCAAAAUUGUCGGACUUGCUUCUUUUCUCCCGGCCAACCUCGGUGCAGUCAUCUAUAAGACGAGUCUGCUUCACCUACAACCGAGACAGAUGACAAUCUACCUUCCAGAAGUGCGAAAGAUUUCCCAUGACUUCAUGAGCCUUCCUGUUUUCAACACCAAUGUGUUCAGCGAGGAUGAGGACGACCUACCAGUGAUGGGGCCGUCUGGAGUGGCAGGAGACAAUCCUUCCUGUACGGUCAACAUCCCCAUCGCUCCCAUCCACAGCGCGGCUCAGGCAAUGUCUCCAACUCAGAGCAUCGGCCUGGUUCAGUCUCUUCUGGCCAAUCAGAACAUUCAUCUGGAUGUCCUGACCAACCCGACAUCCACCGCCGUAGCCGCCGCCGCAGCCUCUGUCCCCGUUCCGGAUCACGGGCAGGAUGCGGUUCCAUCGCCGUAUCCGGUGCCGGCUCGAUACGCCAACCCUGGCCAAGUGAUCUUCAACGGGCUGGAGAUGGGUCCUCUUCUUCCCGGCACUCUUCCUCCCCCUCCUCCGCCCCACCACCUCCCGCCGCAGCGCCCCCAUUCGCAGCAGCCUCGCCAACUGCCGUCCAAGCAGUCGCAGCAGAUGCAGACGCAGAAGCAGCAGAAAAUGCAUCACCACCAACAGCAGCAGCAGCACCAUCAUCAGUCCCAAGCGCAGCAGCAGCAGUUGCAGCAGCAGCAGCAGCAAAUCCAGCAGCAGCAGCUGCAGCAGCAGCAGUUGCAGCAGCAGCACCAACAGCUGCAGCAGCAGCAGCAGCAGCUGCAGCAGCUGCAGACGCUGCACCAGCAGCAGCAGCAGCAGCAUCAACAACACCAGGUUCAGCAACACCAACAGCUGCAGCAGAACCCGACGCACCAACAGCUCCACCACCAGCAGCAGAUUCAGCAGCAGCAGCAGCAGAUGCAGCUUCAGCACGAGCAAAUGCAGCAGCAGCAGCAGCAGAUGCAGCAGCAGCAGCAGCAGAUCCGCCAGCAGAUCCAGGAGAUGAGGCAGCAGCAGCAGCAGCUCCAGCAGCAGCACCAACAGAUCCAGCAGCAGCAUCAACAGAUGCAGAGGCAGCACCAACAGAUGCAGCAGCAGCUGAAGAUGCAGAUGAUGCUGCCCCCUCCGCCGUCCGGUUACCCAACCAUUUCGUUGCACCAGAUCCACCUCCUGCCUCCCCCUCCUACAACUGAGCCCGGGUUCAGGGGGGAGCACGCGCACACUCUGAAGCCCAGUCUGCCGCGGACUUUACCUCCCUUCAUCGAAAUGGAUGGCGCUAUGGAGAUUCAGAUGCGGAAGGUGAAUCCUCCUCCGCCGUACCCGGGCACCGCGGCAUCUGCGGCGACGUUGACGGCCGUCGCCACGGCCCAAACUCUCGUCACGAACUGCGACAGCCCGAGCGUCCUGUCGCCGGACCCGUGCCCGAAGAAGGAGGAGCUGUCACUUCACCCCGCCUCUUUACAGUACCCGACACCUCUGGGCUACGAAAGGAUCACGACCUUCGACAGCAGCGGCAACGUGGAGGAGGUUUGCCGGCCGCGCAGGCGCCUCGUCCGCAACCAAAACUCGUACGCCGUCCACGGCAUUGGAGGCUCGGCCACGCUCAAAGUCACAUCCUCCGAGAAUAAGAAAAUCCAGCUUCCCUACAGCUCGGCGACGUUGAGUCGUCUCUCCGUCCCGCGAUACUCCAUACCGAGCGGAGACCCUCCCCCUUACCCUGAUCCGGCCAAUCAAGCGACUGCUACGCUUCCUCCGCCCCAGAGAGUCGAUAGCAGUCUGAUUCACGCCACUCUCCGUCGUGACCGCAGGGACGUGGCGCUCAAAGCGCCGCAGAUGAUGGAAAGCUCAAGAACCCUCCCCACCAAGGCGAAAAUGAACAGUGCGCUCGCACUCGCCUACCAGCAGAGGGUGCCCACGGCGUUGUACACGUGCACGCAGUGCAGCAGCCACAGUAGCGGCACCAGCGUCAGCGUUGGCGGCGGCGGGACGACAAGCAGCGGCAUCGCGGGCGGCACGGUGGUGAGGCAGGACUUCCCGCCGGGGAAAGGGACGCAUCACAGCACCAUCAUCGUGCACUCCAAGAGCACAUCGCCAAUGGCGUCGCAAUCGUCGUACAGUCUGCUGAGCGCCGUGGACAACAGCAGGGACCGGACGGUCUACGUCAACUCGGCCUUUAGCGAAGACGAGACUUUGAGUCAGCAGUGUCACCUCGAGAAGGCCGUACGCCAGCUGACCCUCUGCGACGUCAGUCUGACGGUUAAACGCCCUCCGCCGUACCAGUGGGACACCUCCACCACCGAGGAGUUCUGGCUCACCCCAGAACAAACAAUGCUCGGUCCUCAUCCGCCGGGCGCUCACAAACCGCCAGCGCUCAUCCUUAGUCAAGCUCAGCACUUGGACAUGACUCGGCUACCGUUCGUCCUCACGACUAAACCUCCGACCAGUCAGACCACGGGCACUCUGACUUUCCCAUCUGGUUACCAGAUAUCUCUCUCGCCUUUCCCCCCCAGUGUUGGUCACUGUGGUCCUCAACUUCAGACCUUACAGAACCCUCCGCCAAGCGAAGGAGUUGGCUCGGCCCCUUUCUCUCAGCAGGAACCCAACGUGGUCUUGCCCCCAGGGUAUCCUCCGAGUCUGGCCAACUUAGCCUGCUGCCCCCUCCCUCCGAUGUACCCAGGAGCCAGCUCAUGUGCCGGACUUCAGCUGCACCCCGUCAGCCUCCAUCCCUGGAACCCUUACCCCUGCCCACCCCCCAUGCAAGACCCUCCAGCGCCUCCCCUCCCGACCAAAACCCAUCAGAUUUUAGAGAAGCCGAUCCUCUCGCCGCCCCCUCCUUCCGGACCGCCCCCACCGCCGCCUCUCCCGCCUCCUCCUCCACCCACUGAGCUCCCGCCACCGCCGCCGUCCAAAAGUUCCUCGGAGGAGCCGGCGGAGUCGGCCAACAACUUCCCGGAGCCGUCGUCUCUGCACGACAGCCCCGCCGCGCCGCAGGAGGCGGAGCGCUUCAACAAGAAGAGCCGCAAAAGGCUGGACAGCCGGGCCGAGGAGGCCAACAUGACCGCCGUGUCCGAGGGCAAAUCGAGGAAGGAAGGGCGCGCGCUCUCCGACUUCAACACGCUCAUCUCCAGCCCGCGGCUCGGCAGCAGGGAGAAGAAGAAGCAGCCCAAGGGGCAGCGAGAGCAGCCCAAUAAGGCCAAGAAGAUGAGCAGGACCACCAACGAGUUCCAGGACAGCUCGGAGAGCGAGCCGGAGCUGUUCAUCAGCGGCGACGAACUCAUGAACCAGAACCAGAGCGGCAAGAAGAGCUGGAAGAACAAGCGCAGCAUGCGCAUGGCGAGCGAGCUGGAGGAGAUAAAGUGCCGCAAGGCCAACGAGAGAGAGGACCGGAGUUUAGGGAGCCAGGGAUUCGUCUACGUCAUGGCCAACAAGCAGCCGCUGUGGAACGAAGCCACGCAGGUCUACCAGCUCGACUUCGGAGGGCGUGUCACACAGGAGUCGGCGAAGAACUUUCAGAUUGAGCUGGAUGGUCGACAGGUGAUGCAGUUUGGCCGAAUCGAUGGGAAUGGCUACAUCCUGGAUUUCCAGUACCCUUUCUCCGCUGUGCAGGCGUUUGCUGUUGCCUUAGCCAACGUGACUCAACGGCUGAAAUGAAAAAAGGGCUUUGUGUCGUUGUCGACUAAUUUAAAAAAGAAGCCGCGAUGGUCCAGGCCCCCCGAUGUGUGGGGGCGUGUCAGUGUGGUGGUCGUUCUUUUGGUAAUAUCCAAGAUGGUCUUGCACAUGGAGAAGAUAACACCAGAGUAGGUCAGUGGUGAUGGAGCCUGCACCAGUUAUUCCAUCAUUUCUAGUUCAUAAUGUUGAAUGUACUAAUUGUAUUUAUUAAAUAGUGAAGUAAAAAAAAAUAUCAACCUGAUAAAGUAUAUGUUAAAAUUGAUUUUAAACAAGUGUGGAGGUUGAGUACCAAAGACAUCUUCCCUCUCUUAAAAAUGAUGGCUAAUUCAAUGUAUUUAAAAAGGAAUCCAUAUUUUGUGAGAUAAUAUACACAGCAAAAUACCAUCAAAAUUGCAAAUACAUUUUCACCAAGCCAUACCAUAUCUGCACUAUUUUAUGUCAUUAAGUAUAGAAAUGAUCCGGUUUUAUUAUAAAUAUCAACAAUAAUAUAUAUAUUUUUUCCCACACAUACAUUUAUUUGUAUUUUUAGUCCUUAUCUAAAUCUAGUUUGUUCAAACGUAAUGAUUUUGAUUUUUAAUUUUUAGUUUAAAAAAAAUGUCCUCUUCAUUAUUUUCAAAUUACUGAACACGCAAUAGAAAAAUAUAUUGAUUAUGAAACUGAAUUGACCGCCAGUUGAUCAUGUUUCAUGAUACUUCUAUGAAGUGGUGCAACUACCAUAGUAAACCAUAUUCUUUUACAUUUAUGAGUCUAUUAGUGCCAAAUAAUUCAAAUGCACUUAAAGUAAGUGAGCGAGGGAAUACGGUAGAACAUGAUCUCAUCCCCACGAAACUAAAAUAUGCAUAAACGCAAAUUUUUUCCCAGAGUAUCUCAAACUUGGUUCGUUCUGUGUUGUUUUCUUUGGGUGUUUGUGACGCUGCUGCAUCAGCGCUCCGCCUUGUUGGAACCCAGUAGUGCUGCUUUAGAUAAAGCUUGUGUGCAAUAGCGCUCCGUACAUAGAACUGACGUUGUACUUGCAAAAGAAAGAAAAGAAAAACAAUGCUGCUUGCACUGUGUAUUUAUUAGUAAAUGACAUUAUUAUAUGCUUCGACAAUUGUGCUCAUGUGUUGCUAAUUUGCGUACAUUUUGUAGUUCACCUUCGCUUCAACAUGGUAACGAGAGUUUUAUUUUAUUUUGUUAAACUUGGAGGGAAAAAAAGGUAAUAAAUGCUACUUAUUCACACGUUGAUAAUAUUAAUUUGGUGCUAAUGUAUAAAGAAACAAAUGUGGAUAAGGACAUUGUGUUUUUUUGAUAAAAAUCAAAGUUGUUGUGACAUGUGUCAUGUGCAAAAAAGAAGGUUAUUUUAAAGAAUAUAAGGACAGUAUUUUAGGAGAGGCCACAGAGAGUUUUCAUUUAAGAGAUUUUGUUGAAUGCAGCUUUAUGGAGAUGUUCCGCGACGGUGUGUGUCAGUUAUCAGCAACGCUGCUCACCAAGAGUUGGUUGCCUGAAUUUAUUUGUUCUCUUAUUUUGUGACGGAAACAAAUAUGAUUUGACCGUCUAGGUUUACAUGGACCUGUCGGAUGAAAUGUAAUAAAAAAUAUUUACAUGGU